Messenger RNA from Pneumocystis murina B123, 1239 nucleotides. RefSeq lists its product as hypothetical. NCBI's taxonomy places the organism in Eukaryota, Fungi, Ascomycota, Pneumocystomycetes, Pneumocystales, Pneumocystaceae. The coding region runs from base 1 to 696 and encodes 231 amino acids. The record is from RefSeq and is a predicted model, not a curated record. The transcript has a single exon.
AUGAUGUAUCGAUAUUAUGGUUCAGUUUCUAGAGGAAAUAUAGUUAAAAAAUUAUUAAAUAGAGGUAUUAGAAGAAGGGUAAUGAUAUGGGGGAUGGGAUGUCUAGGGGCAUACUUUUUUCCGAUUAUUAUGUCGGGUAUUUUAGUUUUAUUGACAGGAGUUUUUCUUUCACGAGUUUUUCAAUCAAUUUUUAAUUUGAGGUAUCAGAAGAGAUUUAUUAAUAACAUAUUUCCUUUUUGGAAUGCGGGAAAAUAUGAAUCUUUAUUGUCGAAUUUAUUUAAACCACUUGUUUCUUAUAUUAUACCGGAUACAGGUUCUCUUGCAGAAAAAUUAUAUAUAAAUUCUAUAAAACGAAUAGAAAGGGCAAUUGAGGUUAAUGAAUCAGAAAUAUCCUAUAUUUUGGGGACAAGAAAGGUAUCAUUUGAACAAUAUGAAUCAUUUUCUAUGAUAGGAAUAAACAAUUUGUCAAAAUUUUCUAUAAAUUUUAAAAUGCUUGAUUUUUAUACAAGAAAUGAAAUAGCAUUAGCUUCUUCAUACGGAGUAAUGGAUGAAUAUGAUAAAAGUGCUGUUUUAGAAAAGAUCCUAAUAACUACCAAUGAUAAUGAAAAAAUAAUUCUUUAUGGAGAUAUAAUUUCUAAAAAAGGUCAAGGAAAAACCAUAGAUGCCGAACACUGGACCACGAAAUCGUUAAAUUAAAUUCAAUAAACAAAGCUUUGUUUAUAAGACUACAAUUCAUCAUGAGUAUCCUUUUUUUUGUUUUUUUCGUCAAAAUUAAAUUGUAUAUUUUGCAUCAUAUCAACAGGUAUUGCAAUAUUAUCUACAACAUAUUCACCUGAUUCGUUAGUUUUUCUUUGUUCUAAAACGCGUGCAAUUAAAUCUGCUAUCGUUUUAUCAUAUUUAUUCCAUUCAGGAAUUUGACGGCGAGCACGCUUUAAUUUUGAUUCCUUUGUCAUUGGAUUAUUACACAGGUCUAUUGUUUUCGCAUCUUUUAAUGUUUCAUCUGAACACCAUGUUUCGCACCAGAGCCAAUUUUGAGGUAAAGAAAAAAUUGGAACUAAAUGUUGCAAAUUAUUUGGUAAAUCUUGAUCAAGAUUAGCUAGCGAUCCAGGAUCUUCACUAAGGGUUUGGUAAUGUUGUCUUAAUAAAUCUCCAGCAGCAAUUUCUCUAAAUCUUUUAAGAUCUACUACAUAUAGAGCGCUUCCUAAUAUUAGAUAUUUAAUAAACACAAGUCCAAUUACC